Messenger RNA from Anopheles nili, 1712 nucleotides. RefSeq names its product docking protein 3 (gene Dok). The transcript is spliced from 2 exons. NCBI's taxonomy places the organism in Eukaryota, Metazoa, Arthropoda, Insecta, Diptera, Culicidae. Bases 1 to 1662 code for a protein of 553 amino acids. Gene Ontology annotation, cellular component: cytoplasm. Gene Ontology annotation, biological process: cell surface receptor protein tyrosine kinase signaling pathway; positive regulation of MAPK cascade. The record is from RefSeq and is a predicted model, not a curated record.
AUGGAUGAAGAAGAAAGUCCAUUCCUGACUGGGUUUUUAACAGUGAAAUCACAGAGCGGAUUUUCCUGGCGUGUCACGAAAAAGGUCAAAUACUUUCAACUGUUCAAAGCCAGCCGCCACGGAAUCGAGAGGCUCGAAAUUAGCGACACCGAGAGUGACAAGACGACGCGCAUCCUAACGCUGGAAAACUGCGUCAAAAUAGUGCUAGAUCAACCGCCCCACAACACAAUCAACAUCGUCUCCAAAACGGGACAAAUUCAGCUCUACUCCCCCGACGAGGCGCUCGUACGCCAAUGGACGAACGCGCUGCAAAUCGUGGCGUUUAAGGACAAAUCCAAUCAAACACCUCCACCACCGCGGCUAAACACGAUCGAGGAGGACAACGACCUGUACUGUUCGUCCUACAGCGAGGGCAUCUACACGGUGACGCUGAUUCCGACGGACGCGUCGAUAAAGAAUGGUAUCGAGCCUAAAAUGUACACCCUCGAGUUGGGCCAAAUGGACAUGCGCCUGAAGUGUUACGAGGACGAGAGUUUGACGGUUGCGUUGUGGCCGUACCGUUACAUCCGCAAAUACGGUUACCGUGAGGGUAAGUUUACGUUUGAAGCCGGUCGGAAGUGUAACACCGGUGAAGGCACGUUUAAGCUGGACAACGCGAGUCCACAGGACAUCUUCCGCUGCAUGCUGACGAAGAUGAAGUCGAUGAAGAAGAUAAUCUCCUCGUCCGACCAUGGUACCCACGCGCUUAGCAGCCAACUAUGCGCUGCGUUGGCGAUGGAACCAGGCUCACGUAGUCCUCUGCCGGGAGUACACUGCGACGACAACAUGGCCGCACAUCUGUCCUCCAUCGAGCUGCUGCCUGCCCUCAGUGACAUCACGUCGUUGGCGGCCAUGUCGCAAUUGAAGAGCGUUCCAACGAAGCCACCACGCAAGCAGGGCGCUCCAGUGAGCGGUGUGCCCGAGACCGAGCCAAAGCUGACGAACGUGUCCACCGUGUUCAUCAAGAACAACGGCCACAGCGUCCAAUGUGGCGGCCAAUCGCCAAGCCAGACGAUCUUGCUGCGUGGUAUCGCACCGACCGAGGUCCUGGAUGGUUGUCGAGAGAAGGAGCUCGACUACGAGUGCGUGAAGGACAUCACGGAUGCGUGGAAAUUGUACGGGCUGAACGACGUGAAGCAUACGGAAGCGCUACCAACGGCCGACUCGGUGGCGGAGAGUUCCUUCACGGGCAUGCCGGGUCUUGGCGGAAUGUUUUCCGGCAAUGGGAGUGCCCACGAGCACGUGCGAUUAGAGUACGAUCGGUUGGAUUUUUUCCGUAAGUCUACGCGGAACGCUUCGCCGGAUUAUAAGACGAUCGUGCCCAUACGGUUGCCACCGGAACGGGACGGUGUGGCUUCUGGGCAACACACGGUGACUUCGGCGAUGCCUUCGGAUGACUACGAGAUCAUCGGUGAGCCCACGUUGGGAUCCGGUGGUAAUGGUCCGCCUACUGGCCUCGCACUGCCACCGAUCGGGUAUAGCGUCCCGAGUGGUGGUGUGGCCGUGCGCCGCGCCCAGGACGAAGGAUUCGAAUUUUCAGUAUUCAACGAGCACCAGGAGGAGCAGCGCAACAUAUCGGCAACCAUCAGCUAUGCGACCAUCAGCAAACCGAAGCGGGUGUAGGAAGAAGGCUGUCCGCUCCGUGGACACAUCACACGCAUUUAGAUAACCAU